This is a messenger RNA of Ruditapes philippinarum (Manila clam), 3374 nucleotides long. RefSeq names its product putative per-hexamer repeat protein 5. NCBI's taxonomy places the organism in Eukaryota, Metazoa, Mollusca, Bivalvia, Venerida, Veneridae. The transcript has 7 exons. The record is from RefSeq and is a predicted model, not a curated record. The coding region runs from base 1 to 3354 and encodes 1117 amino acids.
AUGGCCGUCAGGGGAGAACAAACGUGGGACUCCUGGAGUGACUGGAAGUGUCAGUUAAGACCAAAUAAUACAUGCAUAAUGAGUCGUAGUAGAACAUGCUCUGAUGGAGACUUUUGUAUUGGAGAGUCUCAUGAAGACGAUGUAUGCUCAAGCGAAAUGUGUCCAGAUUUAUUGCAUUUAGAUACUAAAUCUGACGCAUGCGUAGAUGGAGCAGGUUGUCACUACUUUAAAAACUCCCCGAAAUCAUUAUGUGUUGAUAAUGCAGCGGCAUGUCCUGUAACUUGUGGAUGUUGUAUACCUUAUAUUUUACUUGGUGGGACAACAACCCUAAAUCCAUCCGGAUCCAGUGGUUAUGGUUCAAAUGGAACCGGCUCCGGAGUAACAACGAAUAACGCAAUUAGUGUAACUAUACAAAAUUCAACCGUGGUAACAACAAAUAACCCAAUAGGUGUUACUCCACAAAAUCCAUCUGGAUCCGGCGGAAACGGUUCGUAUGGAACUGGCUCAAGAGUAACAAACAACCCGAUUGGUGUUACUACGCAGACUUCAUCUGGAUCCGGCGAAAAUGGUUCAAAUGUAACAGGCUCCGGUGUUACAACAUAUAAGCCAAUCGGUAUUACUACACAUAAUCCAUCUGGAUCCGGUGGAAAUGGUUGGAAUGGAACCGGCUCCGGCGUAACAACAAAUAACCCAAUUGGCGUAACUACACAGAAUCCAUCUGUAUCUGGUGUAAAUGGUUCAAAUGGAACCGGCUCCAGCGUUGCAACAAAUAUCACAAUCAUUAUUUCUACACAGAAUCCAUCUGGAUCCAGUAGAAAUGGUUCGAAUGGAACAGGAUCUGGAGUAACAACAAACAAACCAAUUGGCGUGACUACACAUAAUCCAUCUGGAUCCGGUGGAAAUGGUUCGAAUGGAACAGGCUCCGGCGUUACAACAAAUGACCCAAUUGGCGUAACUACACAAAAUACAUCUGGAUCCGGUAGAAACGGUUCAAAUGGAACCGGCUCUGGCAUUCCAACAAAUUAUCAAAUCGGUAAUACUACACGGAAUCCAUCUGGAUCCGGAGGAAAUGGUUCGAAUGGAACAGGCUCUGGAUUUACAACAAACAACCCAAUUGGGGUAUUUACACACAAUCCAUCUGGAUCCGGUGGAAAUGGUUCGAAUGGAACAGGCUCUGGAUUAACAACAAAUAACCCAAUCGGUAUUACAACACAGAACCCAUCUGGAUCCGGCGGAUAUGGUUGGAAUGGAACAGGCUUUGGAUUAACAACAAAUAACCCAGUCGGUAUUACAACACAGAACCCAUCUGGAUCCGGCGGAAAUGGUUGGAAUGGAACAGGCUCUGGAUUAGCAACAAACAACCCAACUAGCGUAUUUACACACAAUCAAUCUGGAUCCGGUGGAAAUGGUUCGAAUGGAACAGGCUCUGGAUUUACAACAAACAACCCAGUUGGGGUAUUUACACACAAAACAUCUGGAUCCGGUGGAAAUGGAUCGAAUGGAACCGGCUCCGGCGUUACAACAAAUAUCCGAAUUGGUGUUACUACACAAAAUCCAUCUGGAUCCGGUGGAUAUGGUUCGAAUGGAACAGGCUCCGGAGUAACAACAAAUGACCCAAUUGGCCUAACUACACAAAAUCCAUCUGGAUACGGUGGAAAUGGUUCGAAUGGAACAGGCUCUGGAUUAACAACAAAUAACCCAAUCGGUAUUACAACACAGAACCCAUCUGGAUCCGGCGGAUAUGGUUGGAAUGGAACUGGCUCUGGAUUAACAACAAAUAACCCAAUCGGUAUUACAACACAGAACCCAUCUGGAUCCGGCGGAAAUGGUUGGAAUGGAACAGGCUCUGGAUUAACAACAAAUAACCCAGUCGGUAUUACAACACAGAACCCAUCUGGAUCCGGCGGAAAUAGUUGGAAUGGAACAGGCUCUGGAUUAACAACAAAUAACCCAGUCGGUAGUACAACACAAAACCCAUCUGGAUCCGGCGGAAAUGGUUGGAAUGGAACAGGCUCUGGAUUAACAACAAACAACCCAACUGGCGUAUUUACACACAAUCCAUCUGCAUCCGGUGGAAAUGGUUCGAAUGGAAACGGCUCCGGAGUUACAACAAACAACCCAAUUACCGUAACUACAUAUAAUCCAUCUGGAUCCGGUGGAUAUGGUUCGAACGGAACCGGCUCCGGCGUUACAACAAAUAUCCCAAUUGGUGUAACUACACAAAAUACAUCUGGAUCCGGUGGAAAUGGUUCGAAUGGAACAGGGUCCGAAGAAACUACAAACAACCAAAUUGGGGUAACAACACAGAGAACGUCUGGAUCCUGGGCCUUUGGUUCUUAUGGAACAGACUCCGGCGUAACAACAAAUAACUUAAUCGGCGUUACUUCACAAAAUCCCGCUGGACUCGUUGGAAAUGGUUCUACUGGAGUUACAACAAACAACCCAAUAGAUAGUUCUACACAAAAUCCAUCUGGAUCUGGUGGUAACAGUAACGGAAAUAGCUCCGCAGUAAUAACAACGAAUCCAGCGGUCGGUUUUUCACAAAGUCAAUCUGUAUCUGGCGUAACCGGUACAGAAGGUACAGGCUCUGGAGUAACAUCAAAUAAACCUUUGGAUGUUUCUACACAAAAUCCACCUGGAGCCGGUGGAAAUGUUACAAGUGGAACAGGCUCCUUUGUAACUACAAAUCACCAAUUGGGCGUUUCUACACAAAGUCCACCUGUAUCCUAUGGAAACGGUACUAUUGGAACAGGGUCCGUUCUUGUAACAAACAGCACUUCGCAUACAGUAGCGUCAACGCCGGCACCAAUCAUUACUUUUCCAUCAACGAUCAAAUCAACAACAACUACACAAAAACAGCCUAAAACAGUCACACCCACAACAGGUACAAGUAUAACAACCCACGCAGCCUCAGCAGCAACAACUGCACCCACAACAGCAACAACACAAGCAGUAACCACCGCAUCCACAGAAGCAACAACAGCAAUGGCAACAACACAAAAUUUGCCACAAACGUCCCCGCCAGUACCUGUUACUUGUAAUGUUUGCUCUGGUCCCGAGUUCCUGUGUGAAAAAUUGUUUGCACCACAAACGUGUAGCCCUCCUAACAAUUACUGCAUUAACAAACUUUCUAACCAUAGAGAUGGAACACGGUUGGUAACUAGAAGCUGCGGCAACUUUGACACCUGCUAUCGGGAUUGGUUCAUAGCAAGCUCUGACAGCGAUAGAUGCCGUAUAUUUGACGAAAACAGCGUGAUUACCUUAGAAUUUGAUUGUACAUAUUGCUGUACAUCAGACAACUGCAAUAAACCGAUUAAACCCUUGGCAAAAGACCUAUACAAGAACAUAGAAUAAAUAUGCAAAGAUGUAUCGAU